AUGAGUCUAGCAUGUCUUGUGUGCCAUAGUGUGGAAAAUCCAUCGCCAUCACACUCUUUCAGAAGAUCGGUUUCAAAUUCAGAAAAUGAAGGAAGAUGUUACGCUAUUACAAACUGCUUAACAAGGAAAUUACAUGUUCACCCACCUACAGUACACUCUUUUGUAGCACCAUCAUCUUCCAAAGUCACCCCUCAACCUACUUUCUCAAGUAACGGGGAGAUAACCGGUCCUCCACGGCUUGUAAGAAGUCACGCUGUGAGAAGGGACAUAGUACAAGAUUGGAAUUUUGAUGAACUUGUAUCUGCUUAG
Molecule: messenger RNA, 309 nt
Organism: Lathyrus sativus (Indian pea)
Lineage: Eukaryota; Viridiplantae; Streptophyta; Magnoliopsida; Fabales; Fabaceae
Source: the annotation of a GenBank genome assembly